Gopherus flavomarginatus (Mexican gopher tortoise) is the source of this 5553-nucleotide messenger RNA. RefSeq names its product Rho GTPase activating protein 19 (gene ARHGAP19). The transcript has 12 exons. Bases 48 to 1526 code for a protein of 492 amino acids. Gene Ontology annotation, biological process: signal transduction; regulation of small GTPase mediated signal transduction. Lineage: Eukaryota; Metazoa; Chordata; Testudines; Testudinidae. Gene Ontology annotation, cellular component: cytoplasm. The record is from RefSeq and is a predicted model, not a curated record. Gene Ontology annotation, molecular function: GTPase activator activity.
UGUUGGAAACAAGGAGCAAGUUCUUUUCUCAGUGUCUUUGCUUCCCAAUGCCUCUCCAAAAGCUCUCGGCAUUCAUUGAUGCCAUCUGCAGGUUUGUCAUCUGCAAUGACUCCUCCCUCCGUGGGCAAACAGUCAUCUUCAACCCUGACUUCUUUGUGGAGAAGUUGCGGCAUGAGAAGCCCGAAGUCUUCACAGAGCUGGUGGUCAGCAACAUCACCAGGCUCAUCGACCUGCCGGGAGCAGAGCUGGCCCAGCUGAUGGGGGAGGAGCACCCCAAGCUGCCUGGUGGCAUUGGCACAGCCUCUGGAUUCUUUCGGUCCCUCAUGUCUCUGAAGCGUAAAGAUAAAGGGGUGGUGUUUGGCUCUCCGCUGACCGAGGAGGGCAUCGCCCAGGUCUCGCAGCUCAUCGAAUAUCUGCACAAGCAUCUGCGAAUGGAGGGCUUGUUUCGAGUGCCAGGGAACAGUCUCAGGCAGCAGAUCCUGAAGGAUGCCCUGAACAGCGGGGCUGAUAUUGACCUGGAAUCGGGGGAAUUUCACUCCAACGAUGUGGCCUCUCUGCUGAAGAUGUUCCUGGGUGAAUUACCUGAGCCCCUGCUGACACACAAGCACUUCCAAGCCCACCUCAAAAUUGCAGGCCUGAUGCAGUUUGAUGACAAGGGGAACAAGACCAGCACGCCAGAUAAGGAGCGGCAGAUCGAAGCCCUGCAGCUGCUCUUCCUGAUCCUCCCCCCGCCCAAUCGCAAUCUGCUCAGGCUGCUGCUGGACCUGCUCUACCAAACGGCCAAGAAACAGGACAAGAACAAGAUGUCUGCCCACAACCUGGCGCUCAUGUUUGCACCCCACAUCCUGUGGCCCAGAAAUGUGACAGCAAAUGACCUGCAGGAGAAUAUCACAAAGCUGAAUGAUGGCGUGGCCUUCAUGAUCAAACACUCGCAGAAACUCUUCAAGGCUCCGGCAUACGUUCGUGAAUGUGCCAGGCUGCACUACCUGGGGUCCCGAGUGCACGCUUCGAAGGAUGACCUGGAUUUGCUGACAUCUGCCGGGUCCAAGGAACUCCAGCCCCUGAAGUCUCAGAAGCGGAGUAGGCUGGAUCCGUCCCACCAGGAGGAGACACAGCAGCACACGGAAGAGGCGCUGAAGGAGCUCUUCCACCACAUCCACAGCAUGCCAGACUCUGCUAAAAAGAAAAAGCUCAUCCGGCAGUUCCAUAAGCAUCCUGGCACACUCACUCCUGGGCUUGAUGCGCCAACACCCCCGGUACGGAGGCGCACCCGCUCCCGCUCCUUCAGCGGCCUCAUCAAGCGGAGGAUGCUGGGGAACCCACUGAUCUUGGAAAGGAAAAGCAGGGACUCCACACCGGAAUCGGAGGGAGCCAGCAAAGAGAACCUCCACCUGUUACAGAGACUGCCUGCAUCUCCAGCAAGUCAUGGCACCCGAGCAAAGCUGAAAUUGUCUGAGGGCAGGAAAGAGGACUCCCGUAAACAUCUGCAGGCCCUUGCGCCUUCCACCAAGGAGCCAACCAUCUGAGCAACCAGGCACCAGCCCGUGUGUGCGGCAGACGUCUGGACUUGUAAGCUGUGAAUAAUGCCUGCUGCAUCUCAAGCUGUGAGAGGACUGAGUGCCGCAGCCUCCGGCGAUCCCUCUAACCCAGCUCACUGGGGCUUGGCUCGCAACAGGGCCUGCUGCGAGCAUAGUGAGGACUCUGACUUCCUCAUGUUAAUAUGGGCAAACCACUAUCUAACCAAGCACCUGCAGGGUGUCUGACCCUGGGCCUGAGGAAGGGCCAGAGAGCCUGUUGGAAGAAGGCAGGAACUUUGUGUUAACUGGAUUUGUUCAGUGCUCCGGGUUCUCGCUCUCUGAGCUUUUAACACGUUUGUCUUGUUUUUACCUCGUGCCUCCCAUCAACAACGAGAACGGUCAGCCGCUUCCCGGCAGCUAACUCUGUCUUACUAGCUCUUGUGCAGUGCUCUCUCCAUGCAGGUAUUGAUGAGUGGGGAGGAUGGCUGCAGUAUCACAAAUCUCCAACCCCAGGGGCCAUUUCUGCCUUCCUGACAGGCUGCAUGCUGGCUUGACCAUGUCAGCCCCUGUGUAGCUAUGGGGGUGGAAGGAGGGGAAUUGGGAGGUGACAUCUUCAUGUCAAAUGGCGAAGAAGCAGAUUCCAGAAUAAACUCUCGUCAUCUUGAUGUUAACAGAGCCCCUUAGCCACAGUCCCUGCUACUUACAGGAUAGUCUGUAGAAAGCACAGUCUGUAGAAAGCACACAGUGAAACCAGCCCCGGGAACAGACUGCGUGGUCUCUAACUAAAGGUCAGACGUAAUCAUAGAGCGAACCUUGAGGAUACUUCAUGUGCUUGUUUAAGCAAGGGCCGUGUCUCGUGCCAGGGAGGUGCUGGAAGGCAGGUUUCACUGCGUCUGGAGUGGAUUGUGUUUCCAUGUACCUGUCGCCUCCCUUUGCUGUGCUUCCUCUCCCAUCAUGGCUGAUUGCCAAGACUUGAGGCAUUGGAUGGUCUGUCUCGUUUCUAAUCAGCCGCCGGCUGCCUGACGCAUUCAGCAGUGCCGCAGCACCAUGCUUGUCACCUCCCGGUUGUUUCCAUGGUCGAGGUCUCUGGAGGACAAGUAGGGGACAGCUAAUGGCCUUUCACAGUCUCUAUCGAGUGGGUGCUGAGCCAGGCAGAAGCUCUUGAAUGUGAAAGGGGGUGUGGGGGGUAGACAGGUUGUCUGUGGCUAACAUGGCGAUGUGACCUCAGCAGCAGGUGGCCAUGGCAGCCAGGCAGAGUCUACAUCGGAGCUGUGCAGGGGUGAGGAUGUUGCUUGAUGGGUGCUGGAAGCUGGCUGCAGCUUUCCAAGUGAUGGCUGGAGGUAGGUUUGCCAGGCCCAGUGCCCCAGGAUACAUACCUCCCUCUGGCAGUGGUACCGAAGACUGGCCUGCAGGCUGUGUAUCGUAACCAAAUGCUGAUCACAUACACCUUUAAAACUGGCAGGGACUUCAGACUGCCUGAACAGUCAGUUAGCAAGCUGUCCCCUGAGGCACGGGAGGAGACUGGAUCUCUGCUCAGAGCUGCAGAACCGGGAUGAAAUCACCUAGACACAGAAUAAGCCCCCGGUGCAGCUGGUCACUGUCAGCUGUCUGGCUCAUUAAGCUGAAGUGCUCUGCUAAGCCAGUACCUCGGCCACAUGUCUGUUUGCGAGCACUGUGUUAUACAGAGAUACACAAGCUCACCACUGUGAAGUAAAGAUUUAAUCAGCGGGGGAGCCAGCUAAACACUUCUCAGCCCUCCUAGAUGGAGCAGAUAAUCACUGAAAUCCAAUUAGAAUUGUCUCCUAAUCUCAAGAGCCAGCAGGGGCAGGGCUCCACCCGUGGCAGAUUCUCCAUGUCUGAGGAGUGGUGACAUCAGGUGUGAACAGACCCAAGCAGGGAUGUGAGCCCAGCUCUAGGCAAGGGGCAGACCUGUCCGUGCAGGUCCCUAACCCCUGUUUGUCCAGGGUCAGAGAAAUACCGUGGGUAAGUGGGGGACUGUCCAGGGUUCUGUUCCUGGCGCUGCCCAGGACACCACGCACAGUGGCAGAGGUGGGUAUGGCCACACCCCUAGUCCUCUCUUUGGAUUACUAAACCUGCCAACGGAGUCAAUUGGAGGUGCUGGAGUUGUGUGUUAAUCUAAAAUACACCCCCCCCCCUUAAUGGAGCAGUGAGUCACUUUAUUCAUAAAGGUUCAAAGCUGCUUCAUGUUCACAGACAGCUACGAGGAAAAGUGGGUUUUUAGCUCCCCUUCAGAUGUCCCCGAAGCAGUGCCGCGCACGGGGCUGGCUGGCUGGCUGGCUGGCACACAGAGAGGAGCAGGCUUGCUCAGGGACACGCUGCGUUUGUGCUUAGCCUCGUAUCCUAGCUAGGAGAGGUUUGUCUUUGUCCUUCCCUGCUGAACAGCGUCAGCCCUGCAUUCUGCACGGCUCACAAACCCCCCACCCUCUUGCAGUGGUUGGGUGUGGUACCGAAGUGGGGGGGCUUGUAGGUCCCAGGGAAGGGUGAGGCCCAUGCCUGCCCUCAUUUCUAAUCCUUGAAUACUGGGGUUCCAGCAUGCUCUCCUCUAUCAGCUCCUUCAUGUUUGGGACUCCAUGGCCCACUCCUCCCUGAGACCGCUGACGUAUAGCCUUGGGGCUCUGGACAGUCUGGGCACUUGCAAGGUAGCCCUUUGGGAUCCUGCCUGGCCUGGCUCAGUUCCACCAGGGCUGGAGCCCUGUCCUGGUCCUGGUCCGCCUGCUUCUCUCUGCCUCAGCUAGCUGGGGCUGCUUGCCAUUGCUCUGGGGGCCAGGCUUGCCCCAGCCCUCCCCUUGGCUGCCUCUGCCCUUGCCACCACUAGGCAGAGGCUGUUGCAUGUCCCACCCCAUUAUUUGGAACAGCUCAGUCCCAGAAAGGUGUUUCUCAACCAGCGUUCUGGCCGGGGAGAGGGAGUAAGGACACAGCUUUGUGUGUUCAGUGCAGGGCCCACCAGCACAUGGACCCGGGGCUCGCAUUGCUGCCAGGCAGUGCUGGGGUAAAUGAGCCUCGUACAGACCCCCGCCAGGAACCCUUUUGUAAAGAGCUUGUAUCCAAAUACGCUGUUGGGUGGACGGAUAACUCAGCUUAGCAGCAGAUGACCUAAUGGUUACUGCACCAAGCAAGCAGCAUUGUGUGCGUGGGGUGCUGGCAGGUGCAGCUCCCCCCAGAGAACGAAUAGCAGUGAUGCUGGAAAGCCUGAUGGGGCACUAGGGCCUAUGAGGAGAGAGGUGUGCGUGCACCUGCCCUGAAUGGUGACCCUGGGAAAGCACAACCCUCCUGACUGCACCCCCAAGUCAAACACUUUAUGGAGCCAGAGACCCACUGAGCAGCCUGCAUGGUCCUUGUGCAGGGGGUAGCCCCUUCACUGGAGCCUGGUGCUACUCCAGUACAGGUCGUUGGCUACUCCCCUCUACCCAGUGAGGAACAGGCCAGGUGCCUGGUUAGUGCCUCCCUCCAGCUUCUGCUCCUGGCCUCAGUCCUUGCGCAUGGGCACUGCCCAUCUCCUAGCUCCCCAGGGAAGGAGGGCAGAGUCCAGGCUCCUGAUAGAUCCCAGCCUGGCCUGGCUGGUAACUGGGUUAUUUCUCACUGUCCCCAUUGUGGGGUUUCUGGAUUCCACAGAAACAGUGUGUUCUACCGGGACUUUGUCUGUGGGGAUUUCAGCGCAGGGCACAAGGGAUCAGAGCCCCGCUGGCAGCACCCUCUGUCCUGUACACUCCAUGGGCAAAGGGGGCUCAUGGUGUGUCUCUGGGUGUUGCCAACCCAGCUGCAAGAAACCACUGGGUGCCAACUCGUCACUUAUGGGCAGAGGGGCUGUGGUAGGUAGAGCACCCCUGGCCUGGGCUGUGCUGGGAGUGGCACUGCUGGUGAAGUGGCCUCACGAGCCUGACCGCGGAGCCUGGGCAUUCAGUUUCGUUUUUAGUCUUUGUCCUUAUUUAUACAUGCAGUGUAUGAUUCUGAGUCUGGCGCCGCCUCUCCAUGCCUUAACGGGGAGCUCCUGUAUUAAAGGCUUGUUAGCGCUCUA